This is a messenger RNA of Lycium ferocissimum, 978 nucleotides long. Its product is annotated as ADP-ribosylation factor-like protein 8c. Gene Ontology annotation, molecular function: GTP binding; GTPase activity. NCBI's taxonomy places the organism in Eukaryota, Viridiplantae, Streptophyta, Magnoliopsida, Solanales, Solanaceae. The coding region runs from base 211 to 765 and encodes 184 amino acids. The transcript is spliced from 6 exons. Gene Ontology annotation, biological process: protein transport. The record is from RefSeq and is a predicted model, not a curated record.
UGGCAGCAGCAACAAAACAAUCCAACAAACACAAGUACUCCUAUUUAGAUUCUGUCCUUGUUCCAGUCGGCGAAGUUUCCUAUUGUUUCUUUCUUUUCUUUCCUUCCUACUCCUAUAUUACUUGUCCGUCACCAACAAACAAUAUCUCUUUUAUAAGCUCACCUUAAUUACAUCAAACUUGUCUGCUUUUUUUUUUCACUUUUCUUGAAUAUGGGUCUUUGGGAUUCUUUACUCAAUUGGCUUCGCAGCCUAUUUUUUAAACAGGAAAUGGAACUUUCCCUUAUAGGCCUUCAAAAUGCGGGGAAGACAUCUCUUGUCAAUGCCAUUGCUACUGGAGGCUACAGCGAGGACAUGAUUCCGACGGUUGGAUUUAAUAUGCGUAAAGUUACAAAAGGAAAUGUGACCAUAAAACUCUGGGACCUUGGAGGCCAAAGAAGAUUUCGCACUAUGUGGGAGCGCUAUUGUCGGGGUGUCUCUGCGAUAUUGUAUGUUGUUGAUGCUGCUGAUAGAGACAGUGUACCCAUAACCAGAACUGAGUUACAUGAACUUUUGAAGAAACCUUCAUUAACUGGAAUUCCUUUGCUUAUAUUGGGAAACAAAAUUGACAAAUCAGAAGCUCUUUCACAGCAGUCGUUGGUCGAUCAACUAGGUCUUGAUUCGAUAACAGAUAGAGAAGUAUGCUGCUACAUGAUCUCAUGCAAGGAUUCCGUAAAUAUUGAUGCUGUUAUCGAUUGGCUAAUUAAGCACUCAAAGACAGCGAAAUGAAGAGAGCUUCUGGGCUUUGUUCUUGAUGCCUCACGCGGGGGAUACAGUUAUCUGGAAAAUAGAAUGUAGUUUUUGAGGGUCUUGAAAUGAUCUGCUAAUAUAUUUUCUGGCUGAUAUUCUUUUGUUGGUUCUAUAUAGUUGUUGAUUACAAUUCUGUGUUAUAAGUGCUUGAACAGUCGCACAUCUUUCAUUAUGAAUUUGCAUUGUCUGUCA